AUACUACUUUUGACCAUUGCAUUGACACGUGCACUUAUAAUUUUAUUCAUACGCAUACAUAAGCUUAUAAAUAUUAAAUAUCAUAUGUAGGUAUCCAUAUUCAUAAAUCCACAUUUUAUGCAUACAAGUAUAGUAUCCAAAAAUGAAAGGGCCUUCUUUUGUUGCCAAUAUCUCCUUUUCUCAAUCUUUGAUAAAUUGUAACCAUCCUCUUAUACCAUUUCAUAGUAAUAUUUUUCCUAGUAAUGUGACAUUAAAACCAUUGUUGGCAAAGGUGAAUAAUGUUCAAGGACAAAAGGGUAAAAAUGGAUUUGUAGUGGGAUGUGCUAGUUGGGGUUUGGGCAAUGAGUUGAAGAUAGAACUUGAAGAUGAGAUUGAUGAGGAAAAGGGUAAAAGUGGAAUGACAAAGUUUAGAGAAAAAUGUGGAGAAAGGGAAGAUGUUGUGGAGUUAUUGGAGUAUUUGGAAAAGGAAGCUAUAAUGGGUGAUGACGUUGGGAAAGAACCUAAUGAUUACAAUAGAAGGGCUAAGAUAUUUGAUAAAAGUUCUAGAGUAUUUCAAGCUCUCAAGGAAACAGAUUCGGAUUCCACACAUUAAAUGUGUAUGUGAUGAAGUAAUUCCCGCAUAUGUGAUCAAUAAUUUGAUGCUAGAAUUGAUCCGCGAAUCAGAUUAGACAGUGUAGAUCUAUUUUAAUCCUUUGAAUGUGAUCCCAAAGAAUUCAAUAAAAAUGUUUGAAUGAAGUGACUUUAGUAUGAUUUUGACUAUUUCAUUUUUGUAUAUGAAACGAGCAAAUGGUGACCAAUUUGUAUUUGUAAACUCUAAAGUCUAUACCCCUCUUUUGUGUAUCUUGUAUCUUUUGUUACUUCAAAGAUUGAAAAACUAAUUAUAAGGUGUA
Messenger RNA from Trifolium pratense (red clover), 890 nucleotides. RefSeq lists its product as uncharacterized. The record is from RefSeq and is a predicted model, not a curated record. The coding region runs from base 143 to 592 and encodes 149 amino acids. The transcript has a single exon. Lineage: Eukaryota; Viridiplantae; Streptophyta; Magnoliopsida; Fabales; Fabaceae.